AUGGCGCCGCCUACCACCAUUACGGGCACUGCUACCGAGAGUCUGUCCCAGACGAGUAUCGUCACGAUGGACACGAGGGCAGACGAGGAAGCCGAGAUGGAGGUGGAGGUUGAGGUUGAUAGUCUUGGCCGUGGACCGAACCAGCUCAAGGGUACGACGAGCUCUUCUCUUUUUUUCUCCCCUCUUGCCUUCAGAUAG
This is a messenger RNA of Metarhizium brunneum ARSEF 3297, 198 nucleotides long. RefSeq lists its product as uncharacterized. The record is from RefSeq and is a predicted model, not a curated record. NCBI's taxonomy places the organism in Eukaryota, Fungi, Ascomycota, Sordariomycetes, Hypocreales, Clavicipitaceae.